AUGGCUGAAAUAACUGAAGACGAAUUGGAAUAUCUAUUAAAAGAUUUUCCUUCCCACAAGAACUACGAAAAAUUAAAUAAUAGAAUUCAACAUGAUUCGAGGUUUGCUAGCCACUGUAAUAACAUGAAAAUGUUUAAUUACCAAAACUAUGAGAUGAAGAAGCUUUGCAAACGAAUUGCUUGGAAUCUUCACAAUUUAUCUAUUAUCCUUAGGAACGAAGAACCUAAGGUUAGUUGUUCAUAUUUUAAACAUUGGAUAUAUAAUGAAAUAAGGAAACUGUUGAUUACUGGAUAUAAUUUUGAAAAAGAUGAAGAGUGCUGUUUAUAAAUGAAAGAUCUGCAUAAUUAUUUUAAAAACUAUACGAUUUUUAAAACAAAAAUUGUUUGCGAUUAUGAUAAAUGCAAUCUUUAUAGCAAAUAUAUUAAGUAUAUUCUUAGAAUAUAUGAUACCCAUAAAUACGAAUGUUGUAAUCCUAAUUUGGCCGAAGGAUAUGCCAUAAAUAUUGCAAUUCACAGAGUCUCUCAUCAUUAUUGAAUGUGCGAGAAAAGGUACCCGAAGAACCAAAAUUACAAGACAAAGAUCCUUAGAGUUUUAGAUCGAAAAAAUUCAGAAUCGAAGUGGCUCUUUUCAAGAUAUAGAAAUGGUUCAGAAGGCAACUUAGGUAGUAGGAAUUGCAGAUUUAGAAAAACUGCUAAAGCGCCAUAUCAUGAAGAUUUGAGAGAAGGCAUUAGAAAAGAAUUAGAAACAUCAAACUAUUCUUACAAACUGCACCAGAAUCCCUUAGAAACGGAAGAUAGAGAUACCUUUUCAGCAUACACAGGUUAA
This is a messenger RNA of Plasmodium cynomolgi strain B, 825 nucleotides long. Its product is annotated as CYIR protein. Bases 535 to 825 code for a protein of 96 amino acids. NCBI's taxonomy places the organism in Eukaryota, Apicomplexa, Aconoidasida, Haemosporida, Plasmodiidae. The transcript is spliced from 7 exons. The record is from RefSeq and is a predicted model, not a curated record.